Molecule: messenger RNA, 1008 nt
Organism: Henningerozyma blattae CBS 6284
Lineage: Eukaryota; Fungi; Ascomycota; Saccharomycetes; Saccharomycetales; Saccharomycetaceae
Gene: ARC35
Product: Arc35p
Exons: 1
Coding region: 1-1008 (335 amino acids)
Biological process (GO): actin filament polymerization; Arp2/3 complex-mediated actin nucleation
Cellular component (GO): Arp2/3 protein complex; actin cytoskeleton
Molecular function (GO): actin filament binding; structural constituent of cytoskeleton
Source: RefSeq, a predicted model, not a curated record
AUGUUACAUUUGGACCCUCACAAUCUAUUAUUACAAAAGACUCUUGCUGAAGCCCGCGAAGCUCAGUUGGCUGGUCGCCCUUUGACCCUAGAUCGUAUUGUCUCUGAUUUUGAUUAUACCACCUUCCAUGUAUCUAAUGCCCCCGAGGAUAAAUCUAUGUUAUGGGUUAGUAUCCGUUCCAAGGCUUAUCAAACGGUUGCAAGCUGUGGGUCAACUUAUCAAUCAUAUUUAAAAGAUAAAUUAGAAGCCUAUCCAGGUAUUCAAUUAUCUUCUCAAACAGAAGCUGCUUAUGAUAUCUCUUUGAUUGUUGAUUUAAAUAAGUUAACUCAAGAAGGUGUUGUUUAUUUAUCCCUUUUAAAAGUUUUAGUAGUUAGUUACCCAUUCCAUCUAGCUUUUGAAGAGUUUGAUAGAUUGAGCAAGAUUCCUGUCCCAGUUGAUGAACCACCUGUACUAUCUGAUGUCUUAUUUAAUAUUAAACACAGAGAUAAUGAACAAUUUUUUGUUAAGCCAUCUAACGAUCGUGUUACAGUAAUUUUUGAAACCAUCUUUGAAGAUGAAACAGAUAAGAUUUUUGGGAAAGUAUUCUUACAAGAAUUCGUUGACGCUAGAAAAAGAAAUCGUAAUAUUCAAUCUUCUCCACAAGUCCUUGUAUCUCAUGAACCACCUUUAGAAGUUCAAAACUUCUUCAACACCCAUAGACAACAAGCUGGCAGCGAUUCAGAUCAAAAGAAAUAUAUUACAUUUGUUUUGUUUCCAAGACAUUUCCAAACUUCCGAAUUACAAUUCUCCACCAUAUGCCAUUUAGCUUUAUUUAGAAACUAUUUCCAUUAUCAUAUUAAAUGUUCUAAAGCAUAUAUGCAUUCUAGAAUGAGAUAUAGAGUCAAUACUUUUGUUAAAGUAUUGAAUAGAGCUAAACUAGAUGAUGAAGAUGAAGAAGACGCUGAAAAUAAAAAUGGUGAACAAGAACAUACUAGAAAGACAAUCUCAGGUAGAAAAAUGGUUUACUAA